AAGUCAGUUUUGUUUAGAGCAUGUCCAGCCAUUCCUCCUGGAAUCCAAAUCAAUCCAAUGGUAGAGCUGGUAGGGUUCAAAAUCGCGUCGGAGCAAGCGUCGCAGGCUGUGGUGGAGUUUUCACGAUUAUUUGUGGAUCGUGCGAAGGACAUGAGCGCCUCUUCAGGACGGCAAUGCUGGGCGAAAGGUUGUCGAACUCGAGCGGGCAACAGCCGUGGCCUGCAGCUCUUCAGGUUUCCUUCCGACCGCACGCUGCUGAAGCAAUGGUGCCUGAACAGUGGACGCAGUGAGCUGUUGUCUCAAGACCGUGCCUCCCUCCACCAGGGUGGGGCAGCCUUGUGCGAGAGGCACUUCAAGAAAUCUCAGUUCAUGCCCCUGGAGCCCAAGCAGCUGCUCUGGAAUGCAGUCCCUACAGUGUUCCCCUUGCCAAUGACUGUCUCAAAACAACAAGCAAAACAGUCCGAAGAGCCAACCCGGGGUGAUCCGACCCGGGGCGAGCCGCCAUCGGUGAACGACUACGAGAUGGCGGCCCUCCCGACGUUCGGGCGCGAGCGCCUGGUGGGCAUUGCCAGGAAGCAGUGGCACGAGAUCAAGCGGCUGCGCACGCACGUGCGCAGCCUCGAGAAGAGUUUGGCGAGCGGACUCGCAGCAGACGAGACCUACCUGCUGGACGUGCUCUCCCGCAACCUGGAGGGCACCCUCCUGGACCGGGUGGUGGACAUCAUCGUCGGGGACCUGGACUGCGACGACUCGGAGCAGCAGGACGCCUGACGAGCUUCUGUCCCCAUAGCGGCCAGAAGGCAGUGCUGCCUCUCCGGCACGUAAACUAACGCCUCUAAGGCAUUUUAGACAGUCUGCAAAAAUCGGUUUCUCGAGAUAUCGCGUUGCAGUUCACUACAGACAUGCAAGCAGGUGGCGCAAGUUUACGGCAAAAAAAAAAGAAUUGAAAAAUGAACUUUCCUCGCUUGAAGGGAAGAAAGCAGAAACUCGUCUCGGGCAGUCUACGCUGCCACUCUACACACUGUCUACGCACGUGCGGCAGAAGUGCCGCCGACAGAUGGCACACGCCGCGUCGAAAGAGCUUCAGUCAAUUCGGGUCGCGACAGCAGACGAUCCCGCGAAAGACCCUAAAUCGGCCAUCGCUCCUUCAGAGUGGCGUACGCCGUGCGCGCGCAUUGUCUGCGAGGUGGCGGCAUAGAUUGUCCGGAAUGGCUUUCUGUUUUCGUUUCUUCCAUGCAAGGUAAGUUCGUUCCUCGACUUUUUUCACCGCAAACUUCCGCCAUGCGCUCGCACCUCCGUGGUAAGAUGCAGCGUGACACGUCGAGAAACCGAUUGUUGCGGACCUUCUAAAGCGCCUCAAAAGAGUCGGUUCGCACGCCGUGUGGUCGCCGACGAGGAAAGAACGCCAGGGAGGUUUUCCAGCCUCCGGCACGAGCUUCACGCCUUUGAGGACACUUCGGCUUUCCGCGGCAGAAGGCACGGUCAAAAUACUGCGGUCAAAAUACUGCGGAAGGCACGGAUCCCGUGCCGGACCGGACGCGGGGUGUUCGAGGGGCACGCCAUGUCCUUCUCACUCUGUCGGUGACCUUGGGGUCGUCGAACUAAGGAACCAGACUGACCUCCAGGGUGUACGACAAACUAUGUCGGCAUCAUCAUCAUCGUUGUGCGCGUAGUAAAAGGCGUAUUGGUAGUCAUUCUUUACAAUUCUGUGUGUAGUAAAAGGUAUAAAAUCAUUAUUUUUGGCAAAGAAGUGCAAUUUAUAUAAAUUUUAUAUCAUUUCGUUUGUUUCAUUUUCACGGGUUCUCUUUUGAAGGCGUCACACAAGGAAGAGGCAAUGUGAUAAAUAAUUCAAUUCAAGGACACAAAAAAAUGGAAUGCAUCCUCGCGACGAAACUUUGGAAACACCGCAAAACAUUGCUAGCCUAAUGAUAUGUGGCAAAUGACGAGAGAAGUCAAUGUUUAAACU
This is a messenger RNA of Ixodes scapularis (black-legged tick), 1966 nucleotides long. RefSeq lists its product as uncharacterized. The record is from RefSeq and is a predicted model, not a curated record. NCBI's taxonomy places the organism in Eukaryota, Metazoa, Arthropoda, Arachnida, Ixodida, Ixodidae. Gene Ontology annotation, molecular function: sequence-specific DNA binding. The coding region runs from base 58 to 771 and encodes 237 amino acids. The transcript has 3 exons.